This is a messenger RNA of Entamoeba invadens IP1, 1740 nucleotides long. RefSeq names its product tyrosine protein kinase, putative. The record is from RefSeq and is a predicted model, not a curated record. Lineage: Eukaryota; Evosea; Mastigamoebida; Endamoebidae. Gene Ontology annotation, biological process: protein phosphorylation. The annotation marks the transcript as partial. Gene Ontology annotation, molecular function: ATP binding; protein kinase activity. The transcript has a single exon.
UGUGAUUUAAAGUGUUCAACAUGUAACAACAAAGAGAGGUGUCUUACUUGUAACACAACGAAUUACAAAACAAAUGAUGGUGACUGUCUUCCACAAAGUAGUAUCAUUGGUUGUCAAGUCAAAGUGACACAACUCGGAUGUUCAAAAUGCCAAGAAGGUUAUUAUCAAAUAAACACAAACGAAUGUGAAACGUGUGACAAAAAUUGCAAGACUUGUUUUUCAACAUCAACCAAAUGUACUUCAUGUGAUUCAUCACACGUCCUUCUUUCAAGUGGGAGUUGUGUUGGUCUUUCCCAAAUUUCUAAGUGCACAGAGAUAACGAAUUCUCGAUGCUCAAAAUGUUCAUUUUGGAAUACACCAAGUGAAGAUGGCACUUCAUGUGAAACCAAAGCAGUUUGGUGGGCUAUCAUAAUUGUUGUUAUAGUGUCUGUCAUAAUUAUUACACUUUCCAUAACCGUUAUCAUAUUAACAACUAAGAAAAUACUUGACAUUGUUCAUGGUAACAUAUCAGACAAAAACAAAACUAUAUUUUUGAUGGAGAAGUCUAACAUUGUCUUUUCUAAUAUUCAAGGCGGAAUUUGCAUUUCUUCCAAUGAAAUCAAUUUCAACGAGGAUUUUGAUGAAAUUCCAGUUGACGCUGUUACACGCCAAAUGAUUUCUGUUGGUAACACAAACAAAAACAUUGUCAAAAUCCAGUUCACUUAUUCAUCAAAAAUUGAAAAGUUUGAACUUGAGGUUGAUCCAGUAGUCGUUACUCUUAAAAAGGGAUAUGCCUGUGAAUUUUCAAUUUAUUUGAAACCACUGUGUACUUGUAAAUUUCACAGUACAAUCCAAAUGAUAUCAAAAAACAUUAAAAGUGGUGAAGAGAAAUACAAUGAAAUUAUGAUUAAGGGGUUGACUUGUCGGUCCACACGCAUCGACUACGAAGAGUUAAUAGAAGAGAAGAAACUUGGUGAAGGUUCUUUUGGAAUUGUGUAUAGAGGAACCUUUCGAGGUAACGAUGUAGCAAUAAAAGUGAUGAAGAGUUCAGCGGAUGAGAUGGGAGGGAUGGAAGAAUUUGAGAAUGAAGUACAGAUGAUGGACAAAUUUAGAAGUGAGUACGUUGUUCAUUUUUAUGGAGCUUGUUUUGUACCAAAUAAGAUAUGUAUGGUCACUGAAUAUGCGGAAUUUGGGAGUUUGUCGGACUUGAUUAAGAAAAAACAUACGAGUGAUGAAAUUGGUAUGAAAAUGCGAGUAAAAAUCAUGUUAGACUCCUCCAAGGGAAUAUUUUAUCUUCAUGAAAAUGGGAUAUUACACAGAGAUAUCAAACCAGACAAUAUCCUCGUCUUUUCACUUGAUUUGGAUCAGAAAAUAAAUGGAAAGUUGACUGACUUCGGUUCGUCUCGGAAUAUCAAUUUACUGAUGACUAACAUGACGUUCACCAAAGGUAUUGGUACUCCUGUUUACAUGGCACCCGAAGUAUUGAAGCAAGAGAGGUAUAAACGGUGUGCUGAUAUAUUUUCCUUUGGGGUGACUAUGUUUGAAAGUUUUGGGUGGUGCAAUGCAUACCCUAAAAAAGACUUCACGUACCCAUGGAAAAUAGCAGAGUUUGUGAUCGAAGGAAAACGGCAAAACAAAAUGAGUUGUAUGAGUGAAAAACAGUAUGACUUGAUAUCAGAAUGUUGGGAACAUAAGGCGGAAAAUCGACCACAUUCGGAAGAUGUUGUUCAUAGCCUCCAAUCAAUUUAUGAUUCCUUAUAA